Molecule: messenger RNA, 798 nt
Organism: Trypanosoma conorhini
Lineage: Eukaryota; Euglenozoa; Kinetoplastea; Trypanosomatida; Trypanosomatidae
Product: poly(A) polymerase
Exons: 1
Coding region: 1-798 (265 amino acids)
Cellular component (GO): nucleus
Molecular function (GO): poly(A) RNA polymerase activity; RNA binding
Source: RefSeq, a predicted model, not a curated record
AUGGUGGCUCGAGCUUGUCAAGUCAUGCCUGCUUCUCACCCCAACGUCGUCUUGCGCUUUUUUUUCCUGUUUUACACCCAAUGGCUGAGUCGCCACGAUCAUAUCUCGCCGGUGUAUAUCACCGCAUCGCUACAGCCCCGAAGUCGUAUUCCGGGUCUUCCGGACUCCUGGGGUUCGCAGCGUGAGGAGUGUCGUGACGAUCUGUUGCCUGUUAUCAAUCCCGCCUACCCGUAUGUCAACGACGCCCGCAAUGUCGGUCGCUGUGGUUUGGAGGUUUUUUACGCCGAGUUAACAUCCGCGCAUCGUCUUCUGUCCAACGCGGAGACGCCGCUAGAGCAGAUAUGGAAGCCCUAUCGCAUAUGGGAGGAUUAUGCCACUUUUCUCGUGGUCCAUGUUUCCUGCGAAGAGGAAACGGAGGAAAAAGCGGAGGUGGCACUGGCCGCAUGGAGCUCCUACGUGAUGAGUAAACUUCGGAUGCUGAUUUACGCCGUUGAGCGACUUGUGGACGCGCGUCCGUACCCUCGUAAGGUGAAUGAUGCCUCAUUGAGAGGUGGGACACACUCCAACCGAUGUUUGAAAGGUAGUUGUUUUCUUAUAGGGAUAAGUGAUAGAAAGGGUAGUAGACUUGUACGUAAAAACACCUUUUCCGAAGCGUUUGACGAGCUAAGGUAUGCCGUGUUGGAGGGUUGCACCGCAAAGAAGGGUGGGCGGGGAUUUGAGCGUGACGAGCGCACCAUGCACGAGCCGUGGUUUGCGCUGGUCGCAGCUGCUGAUCUCCCGUCCAUUUUAGGGACUUAA